This is a messenger RNA of Serendipita indica DSM 11827, 618 nucleotides long. Lineage: Eukaryota; Fungi; Basidiomycota; Agaricomycetes; Sebacinales; Serendipitaceae. The record is from the annotation of a GenBank genome assembly.
AUGUCAGGCAACUUUGACUCUGCACGCACCGUAUUCCCUUCCAUCAUCUUCAUCCUCACUCCUAUCCUCGGCGUUGGUUCGCUCCUUUGCUGGACCCUCAUUGCCCAUCGACGCGGCACCCUCGUCGGUCAGACCAAUGCCCGUGGUCCGCUGUGGCGUAGUCCAUUCCGCAUCCCCGACGAGGAUCUAGAAGACAAGAACAAGGUCAAACCGCCUUUUCUCGAGACAUGGAUAUCCUCUGGUGACGAAAAGUUGAGAAGUGUCGUGAUGGGAAACAUCAUGCCUCUAGCCAUGCAAGCUGAAAGUGGCGAGGAAGCAAAACCGAAAUCGUCUAAGGAUCCGAGUACGGACGAAGAAGACCAAGACGACGAACCAUAUAUGAUGACAGUCUUCAUUUCCAUGCCUUCUGAAGCCCAUCCACGUCAUUUUUACCACAGUAAACAGCGAACGUCGGCGAAAGAGGAGGAUUGGCGAGAAGACACCAGUCUCACUAUUGGCACUGCCCACGUAGUCAUCACAGGCCCAAUCGCUUGGACGACAUCUACAAUCAAGAACACGAAGCAAAAUCCAAGUUCGACUCCAGCGGCGAUCACGGGCAACGCCAUUCCGAAUAGUUAG